Pseudovirgaria hyperparasitica is the source of this 3734-nucleotide messenger RNA. Its product is annotated as leucine rich repeat protein-like protein. The transcript has 4 exons. The coding region runs from base 207 to 3698 and encodes 1163 amino acids. NCBI's taxonomy places the organism in Eukaryota, Fungi, Ascomycota, Dothideomycetes, Acrospermales, Acrospermaceae. The record is from RefSeq and is a predicted model, not a curated record.
CACGUCACGUCACUCUGAUAAUGCUAGAAAGAGGAGGUUCUGUCCGCCACGAAACGAUGACGAUUGGGCCUCGGACAACUCAUCUCGAAGGAAACCCAGAUCUGCUGUCGAGCAAACACACUCUUUGAAGUCUUUCACGCUCACUCUCUCGCUCGCUCACGCAUUUUAUAUACCCCUCACCAUCGAUUUGGCAGCAGCUUCGCACCAUGCCAAAAUUACACCUGGAAUCAGACUCCAGCCUCAAGCGCCGUAGUCUUUUCGCAAGAACUCCUCUUCGCGCACUGACUCCCAUUAACACAGACGAUCUGGAUGGAAACAGUGGCUCUAGUACAAAUCUACUGAAAAAGCGACGUGCUUCUUCGGCUGCAUCGCAUGCGGUUAAUCAGAUUCGCGAUAAACCUCCUACAAGUCCACACGCACAUAGUCCUGCUUCGCCCUCACGCUCCGAAAAGCCGACCCGAGGCGCACUGUCGAGGCCGGCAUCUUUAAUGGGCUCAUGGAAACUCUCGCGAUCAUCGGACAGCUACGAUGAUAUCGGGCUGCUACCUUCCAGUACAAAGUCCUCGUUUGCUGAAACUGAAGAUGGGGAAGCCUCCUAUUACCCUUCCGAGGUCCUGUUGCACGGGGAGGUUCAAACGAGUAGCUCCAUGUUCCGAAAGAAGCGGGAAUAUCUAGUGCUUACCGAGACACACCUAGUCCGGUUCAAGAGCCAACAAAAGGCGACAGAGUCUUUCAGCAGCGUCUCUCCAUCCGUUCACCGUAUUCAAGCAGCAAGACAUUCUUAUUCACCAUCCACAGGCUCAAUGCACGAUCUAACAUCGGGACUGUCCGAACAUUCAGGUGAGCGCGAAUUGGGCACUCCCUUGAGGCACGUUGUCGGGGUUUACCGCCUUGAUGAUGGACGACCCUGGUUCGCUUUGGAAAUUGCAAGCUUGGAUGAAAAAAACAACAAUGCAUCUGCCAUGACACUGCAAUUUGGUGAGCCCAAAGACAUGGAUUUGUGGCUCAGGUCGAUCCGCGAAGCGGCUAACCGAGUAAGAAGGGCUGAUGCAGCCCCUAUAUCACUCGCAAAUUCAACAAUGGUUGCACGAGUGGUCGAGCGAGAACAAGAUUAUGAGCCGCCCAAUUUCUCGAUUCAUAAAGUGGUACUUCGACCGGGUACCAAGAACAGUCGGUCCUCUUCAUCUGACGAUAUCCUCAGGGUUGCCACGACAGUAUGUUUCCUUGCGAUUGGAGUUCACAAGGUCCACCUGAUUCCACUCAGUAGAUCGUCCUCACGUGGCACUACCUCUACCCUCGGUUCACAGACUGUUCAAGAAUCGCAUGGCGUUCUCACCUUGACCUAUAUGGAAGUUGACGAGGUCGACGACAGUUUUGAGAUGACCUUUCGUACGCCUCUCCGUAAGCCCAAAGUAUUCCAGCUUGCCAGCCUAGCGUCCCACGAGAUCGCAAUACGUCUAAGGGCAAUGGAAGAACAGCUACGACCUGAAUGGGAAUCGCGGCCAUUCAAGCUCUUCCUGCCGAAAAAUGUGAGUGAUGACAUUCUACGGAAUGCGAAUGCGAAUGCGCACGCUGUCGACCUGGAUUCUCUCGACCGAACACUGAUCGGCUAUUGUGUUGCAUAUGAUGUCAAUCCCAGCAGUAUUAGGUACAAGAUAACACACCCGGAGGAUGAUGGACCUUGUUUCCAAUUGCUUCCACCUGUUGACCGCCGCACGGGUCAGUAUGGAAUGACAGAACUACUUGCCAUUAUGCGGGCUCUUAGAUACAACGAAACGUUUGGUUCGCUAUCCUUUGCAGAUGUACAACUUGACACACUGAACGGUGUGGCUGACGGCUACGGCUUCGAACAUGUCUGUACAAAGACCAAGCGAGGAACUCCGAUUCAGAUGAGCUCGGAGAAACUUAAUGAAGCUUCGCUUCUCGUCCAAGAAAUCCGGGCGUUAGCUGUUACGAAUAGGAAACUUCGACGCUUAGAUUUCACAUCGUGCAUUCUUCGAAGACCCUCCAAUGGCGACGAGACGGGACGCGGGCGUGACCUGGGCUGUGGAAUCGUGGAGGCCUUGUUCCCUCUAUGCAAGCAUAACACCACAAAUGUUGAUUGGAUCAUCCUGAACAACAUUCAGCUCGGUGAGACUGAUUUAGACUACCUCGUCGAAGCAGCCGUGCUUCGGACAUGUCACUUUCGAGGAUUCGGGUUCUCCAACACUGGUCUCUCUGAUCGCACGUUAUCGUUUGUUCUUGAUGCUCUUCGAAACCAGGAAAACACAUUGGAGGCACUGGACCUUUCUCGAAACAUUGCUCGCAUCACUCCAUCUUCAUUUGACUCGCACAUCGGUGCCUUUGCGUUCAUCCGAAAGCUCAAUCUUGCCAACCUAAGCCGAACGUCUGGUCCAGAACCGUUGAUGUCCGCAGAAACACUGGACGUAUGGAGGCUUUCUGAGCUAACACUCAGUGGUGUUCCACUUAAUACUGCAAGCGUGGAUGCACUUUGUAUGUACCUCCACAACUUCAAGCAGUCCAAAGGAUUACGUGAGCUCUGCCUAGAUCAUACUUUCUUGAAUGGCAAGGACAUUGCCUUGAUCAUGCAAACUAUGACGGAGAAUCCAGGCGAGGGCCGUGAGAUGCACCUUGAUGUGAGCCAAAACAACAUAGAGCUAGGGCUUGUAGAGUUCACGCGUGCAAUCGCCAGCGGGUAUGCACCGAAAUAUUUGACAUUGCGACUGCUCGAGUUUGAAGACGAAGGAGCCUUCCGUAAACUUGUUCUAGCCAUUGCAGCGAACACGACCAUCCUAUCACUCGAUUUCUCUCAAGCUUCUCUACCCAGUGAUGCUUCGGACGCAACAUGCAAAGCUCUGGAAAAGAUGUUCUCGGAUAACAGGACCUUGCAGUAUCUGGACAUCUCUGGGGAAGAAUCACGAUUAGAGACUACCAAGCUAGGCGUAGGUGUCAAUCGAGCCCUGUGGGGAUUGACUGAGAACACUUCUCUGCGGACGCUGUGGAUUCGUUUUCAGAAAUUAGGUAUACAAGGAGCCAGUACGCUCGCAGAUGUACUUAAAAGUAAUCAGACAUUGACUGAAGUACACUGCGAGCACAACGGAAUAAACCUCUCUGGGUUUACCGACCUAGUAAACGCUCUUAACCGCAACACAACACUGCUGUAUCUCCCAGAGAUGGACGAAAGUCGACAAAUAGCUCUGAAGCAAACAGAAGAUCAGGUCAAGCAGAUGCGUGAUGAUGUGCCCGCUCAAGGGCCAAGCAAAGCAAGCUCUGCGCGCACUAAGUUUGCCAAUAUGGUUGGAAUGCCGACCAUUGCCAUCGGCAAAGAUAGAACCUCUCCUGGCCCAUCGUCACUGUCCGACCAAGAUAUAAAAGCCGCACUUGCACUUGUAGAUGAGAGCUGGGAUCGCCAAGUUUACCGGCUACGUCUGUAUCUCCAGCGUAAUAUCGACAUAGCGAACGGUGUCCCUACCAACCUUGAGAUCGACGAGGAAGACUUCGAACGGCCGGACACAGGCACUGGAAGUAUCAGUAAGAUGAUUGAGCAAGCGAAGAUCGAUAGCACUCCAACAUUGGAGAAGCAAAUCAGCUUCAGCGCUUACCUCGAUACUACAAUGCCUUCCUCUGGCACGACUACUGACGAGAGAGAGCAAGAUGAACUGGACUUCUACAAGGAAAUAGCUUCAAAGCUACCAUAGAGCCAUGGUACAUUUUGGUUUUUAUGCAUUCGGACG